AUGAUCACAUCCUCGCCCACCAUCUCGCAACCUCCCUCGCCCAACACCACCUUUCACACCCCCGCCCACCGCCCCUACCAGCAUGCCUCGCGACGCACCUCCAUCUCCUCCAACACACACUCCCCCCGCUUCGCCGUGACCAAUUCAGCACAGCGGCGAUUCGACGCGCCGCAAACACCAAAGCCCACCUGCUGCCAACCCUCGCCCGUACCAGCCUUUGCGCACUCACCCCAGAGCCGCAAGAGAAGCUACGCGGACCACGGCACCCAGUACACCCCGCCAGGGUUUCCCCCCACCUACCGCCCUCCGCCCACCAUUGACACCCACGCCCAAACUCUCACCGAGCCGGCCACCAGUACCACCAACAACACUACCACCACCACCGCCACCAUCGCCUCCACCGAGGACCACCACACCAUAACCAACGCUACUGCUCCUGCUAUAGACUCGCAGAGUGUACCUGCAAUCCCGCCCACACAGCGGGGCACCGCCCCCGCCGCGCCUGCAGUCACGGAGCCUCCAGAGCCUCAGCUGCGGGAAUCUCCGCAGUCUGCUGCGCCCGCACGCAAUGCCUUGGCCUCCGCUCGUCCCGCAUCGCGCGAUGGUGUCCUCCCUGUGGUAGAGCCUGGGUCCAUUGCACCAGAUGCAAGCACCGUCUUGCGCGUGCCUGCAUCGCCAGCCAAAAGAGCCCGUCCUGAGGAACCCAAUCUCAAAGUAAUGCCCCUCCAGUAUGAGACUUGUGACGUCAAGGAUCUUGGUGUACUCAUUUCCGACAUGCUCAUGGAGCUGGUGCGCCUGAACGAUGGCUAUCCGUUGCGGGACGGUACUUUGACAAGAUUCCAUUCAAGAGCACCCCCUGGCAUAUCCGUCCGCGACUAUCUCUCCCGCCUCAUUGUGCACGCGACCCUAUCUCCACCAAUCCUCCUCUCCAUGGUCUUCUACGUCGACAAGCUAUGCGCCAUGUACCCCGCCUUCACAAUCAGCAGCCUGACUGUACAUCGGUUUCUCAUAACAGCUGCGACGGUUGCGGCCAAGGGCCUCAGUGACAGUUUUUGGACAAAUAGCCUGUACGCAAGAGUCGGUGGAGUCAGCGUUCGCGAAUUGGCGCUACUGGAGCUCGAGUUUCUGAGGAAGCUAGACUGGCGGAUAGUUCCCAAGCCGGAGGUUCUUGUAGACUACUACAAAGGCCUGGUCGACCGUGGGACUGGAUACGUCAUGGAGAAGUUGCCCGAGUCGGCGUCUACUGCCAGCUCCACCCAAGUCCCUCCUCCUAACGGAUCGUCAGCCACAGGUAUUCACACCAACGAAUCAGGCGUAUAA
Bipolaris oryzae ATCC 44560 is the source of this 1320-nucleotide messenger RNA. RefSeq lists its product as uncharacterized. Gene Ontology annotation, biological process: regulation of cyclin-dependent protein serine/threonine kinase activity. The record is from RefSeq and is a predicted model, not a curated record. Lineage: Eukaryota; Fungi; Ascomycota; Dothideomycetes; Pleosporales; Pleosporaceae. Gene Ontology annotation, cellular component: cyclin-dependent protein kinase holoenzyme complex; nucleus. Gene Ontology annotation, molecular function: protein kinase binding; cyclin-dependent protein serine/threonine kinase regulator activity. The transcript is spliced from 2 exons. The coding region runs from base 1 to 1320 and encodes 439 amino acids.